AUGUAUCAUUUUUGUUAUUGUUCAUCACUGUAUAUUAAGUUUAGUAUCAACUCUUGGCGCGUUGUUUCUCUGGCACGUUAUUUUCCGCUCAUUUACGUUAAUUGGGAUCACUUCCGUAGUCAUCGCAAGAAUCUUCCUGUACCGACUUUAAGUCUGGUGAAUCAUGAUCAUCCCGGAAGACCAAAUAUGGAUGGUGGUUGUUGGUUUCCUAAUUGCUUUCGUUCUUGCCUUUGGAAUUGCGUUGGCGCUAAAGUACUCACAUUGAAACAAGCUUGUUUUCUCGCUACAGUCUGUGAACUAAGUGGUUCCGUUCUUUUGGGUGCCAAAGUUUCCAAUACAAUACGGAAAGGUAUUGUCAGCGUUGAGCUUUUUGGUGAGAUUGAGAACGGACAUGUGGUUUUAAUGGCUGGGCAAGUUGCUGCUUUAGGAGGUUCCUGCAUUUGGCUUCUAAUCGCCACAUUCUUUCGUCUUCCGGUUUCGGGCACUCACAGUAUUGUCGGUGCUACAAUGGGUUUCAGUCUUGUUAUCUUUGGACUGAAUGCUAUUCACUGGCAGGGGCUUCUAAAAAUCGUUGGAUCAUGGUUCCUUUCACCUGUCCUAAGUGGUUUAGCAUCUAUCGGUGUGUUUUUCCUCAUGCGUUUCCUGGUGCUCAGAAAAGAUGAUCCUCUCGAACCUUCACUUAAACUUCUCCCAGGAUUUUUUGGCACUGUAGUUCUAGUCAAUUGUUUUUCAAUAUUUUAUGAAGGACCUGCAUUAUUGAAAUUUGACAAAAUACCUCUCUAUGGUGUAUUUAUAAUUAGUUGUGGUUGCGGUAUCAUCACUGUACUGAUUGUCAAGUUCAUUUGGGUACCUUUUGUUCGACGACGGAUAUUAACUGGAGAAUCUAACAGUUGUAUUGUGAAAGGAUUUCUUUCACGUAAAUGCAAAAAGAAGUCCUCGUCAACUGUAAACAGUAAACACCCAUCUGUUUUAAGCUCUGACUCAUCUGAUGCUCCUAUGGCAAGUCAUGAAUCCAUUAUUAUGACUGCUUAUCUACCUAAGGAAGAUGGUGUCAUCAUACCGGGGGCCAAAAAUGAUACACGAAACAACAGUAACAAGGCAAUAGUUGGCAAAUCAAAUGGUGAGGAUAAAACAGAUGCCAGAAAAUCAACAGAUAAAGCUGUACUGCCCGAUGGUGAAGGUGCAACUCACAAUGAAGUACCAAGUCAUUUUGAAGUUAAACCAAGUGUACCCGAUGAAGUGAGCAAUGGAGAUAAGAAGGCUGCUCGUAAAGGCAAUCAACUUAACAUGGUUGUAGCUUAUUCAGCAAAUGAACAAUACUUAAACAAUGAUAGCAAUCAUACGCUAAAUAAUGGUAAAAUGAAUGUCACAUUUCCACCUAAUCUGGCUACAAUCGGUGAGGAACCAGAACCGAUUGAUUUAAUCAAGGAUCGACCAGCUGAAGCCCAGGUCUUUUCAUCUCUUCAAAUUCUAACUGCUGUUUUUGGUUCAUUUGCUCAUGGUGGUAAUGAUGUCAGUAAUGCUAUUGGCCCGUUAAUCGGCUUAUGGUUAAUUGCUACAACACAAUCUGUUGAUUCGUCUAAACCAACUGAUCUUUGGAUUCUUGUCUAUGGUGGUGUUGGUAUUUCCGUUGGUCUAUGGAUAUGGGGUAGACGUGUUAUUCAAACGCUGGGUGAAGAUUUGACCAAGAUGACACCAUCUAGUGGUGUUUGUAUUGAAAUCGGUUCAGCUUUGACUGUUUUAAUUGCAAGUAAAAUUGGUCUUCCAAUAUCUACUACACACUGUAAAGUCGGUUCAGUUGUCUUCGUGGGACGUGCACGAUCCAGAGAUAAUGUCAACUGGGGAAUAUUUCGUAAUAUCUUGAUUGCUUGGCUUGUAACACUGCCAGCAGCUGGUGCUAUAUCUGCUUUUCUCAUGUAUAUAUUCACAUUCAUUAUAUGAGUAACCAUUAUUGCUAUUAUUAUUGUUAUAUGAGUACAAUCAGCCCAAUCAAUGUAAUUCAAUGAAAGGAAGAAGAACAAUAACAUGUGUAAUAAGAUCAAUUUCUAUUUCCUACUCAUUUUGUGUAUUGAUAAAGUAUUACUAUUACUAUUAUUACUGUUACUGUUCUUUCUUCUUCAUAUCAAGUUAUUUUCUUUCCCCGUCUCCAAUCCACCCUUCUCGCACCCCAGGAUAUGCACAGUUUGCUGCAUGCAUAAAAAAUACACUAAAAAUGAAGUGUACAUUCUUCAGUAACUAAAUUUUUUUUUAUAGUCAGUUAGUUUUGAUUGCCUAAUUGACUGACUGUUUUCUACUGAACAGGUGUUUUUUUUCGGUUUUGACCAAUAUUGUUUUCACUCUCUCUCUCCUGUUAAAAUGUUUCUUUCGUUCAACUUUUCGUAAUUUAUCCAUUCACAGUUUUCGUAUAUCUUUAUUGUUCUCCACCUCACGUCACCUCAUCCCCGACGACUGCCUGUUCGACAACUUUCAUUUUUCUCCUAUUCCCUUAUCCAGUUCCACUGAGUUUGUACACACACACACACACAUGUACUAUCUAUCCAUCACAUUAUAAUAGAAGAAGAAAACAAAGUGAACGAGUGUUGUGAAAUCAUCCACACAAUGGGGUAUUUCUUUUUUUUUCAACUAUGCUCCAUUAAAGUAACUUGAUUGCUUGUUUUAUUUUUUUAGUGAAUUUGAAUUUUUGUUUUUGUCAACUGAUAGAUUGUUUCGUUGAAACCUUUACAUUGUUAAUAAUUUUGAUUUAUUAUGUAAUUGAUUGAUUGAUAAUAAUACUAUUAUUA
This is a messenger RNA of Trichobilharzia szidati, 2780 nucleotides long. The record is from the annotation of a GenBank genome assembly. Lineage: Eukaryota; Metazoa; Platyhelminthes; Trematoda; Strigeidida; Schistosomatidae.